Messenger RNA from Musa acuminata AAA Group (dessert banana), 1261 nucleotides. RefSeq names its product F-box protein At2g26160-like. NCBI's taxonomy places the organism in Eukaryota, Viridiplantae, Streptophyta, Magnoliopsida, Zingiberales, Musaceae. The record is from RefSeq and is a predicted model, not a curated record. Bases 1 to 1152 code for a protein of 383 amino acids. Gene Ontology annotation, molecular function: protein binding. The transcript has a single exon.
AUGGCUUCUUCCCAAGCAACGAGGCCGGCCUGGACCGAGCUGCCACCGGAGCUCAUCAAGAUGGUCUCCGACAAGAUGAUCGACAUCUCCGAUUACGUCCGCCUUCGUGCCGUCUGCAAGUCGUGGCGGUCUGCGGCGCCGCCAUCGAGCUUCGCUCAACGCAUACCGUGGCUGCUGCUUCCUUACGACCCCGACAGUGGCUCUCGCUCGUUCUUCAGCCUCUCCACCCACCAAAUCUACAGCCUCAGCUCGCCGCAACUCCGAGGACGAGUCACCUACGGGUCUUCCCAUGGUUGGCUCCUCACGAUGGACCGAUCCUUCUCCGUCUCCCUCCUCAACCCGAUCACCAACGCCUUCGUCCGCCUCCCCGCCAUAACUCGCCUCCCCGACUUCACCACCUUCCACUUCGAACGCCACGAGGACGGCGAGUACAUCUACCGCAGGCACGUCGGCGUCAGCGGGAAGGUCAACUACGACAUGAUACAGCAUAUACUGCUCUGCUCCGCCUUCGCUGCGCCGGGCGAAGGCGCCGGCGACUGCAUCGUGACCGUCACCAGCUACUUGUCGCCGCGGUUCCUGUGCUGCCGGUGGGCGGACGAGGCGUGGACGUUGGUCGACUCCACGUUGACCUGCGGCAUCGACUCCCUCACCAUGUACCGUGACAAGCUGUACCUCGUCGGGAUCGAUGGGAGCGUGGUGGUCUGCGCCAUGGACCCUCGUCUGCGGGCUGAGCUCGUCCCCUCGCUGCGGGUGCCCGGGGACUUCCAUUACUGCUCCUUCGGAGUGGUGGGAGGGGAGCUGCUGCUGGCGACGAACUACAUGCGGCGGGUGGAGGAGGGCGGUGGGAUUGGGGAGAAGGCGAGCAUGGAUUUCUUCAAGCUGGACUUGGAUGGGCGGAGGAUGAGGUGGGCGAAGCUGGAGGACGACAGCGAGUGCCCGCUGUUGCUGACGGAAAACCAGGUUGCGUCGGCCGCGAUCGAGUGCGAGGGAAGGUACGCUUGCUUUCGUGCAGUUCGCGGCGAGGUGGACGAGCUGCAUCACAGGACGGAGGUGGUGCAGAUGGAGGAAGGGAGAUGCAGGUUGUUGCCUUGCCACUGGGUGACGACGACGGACGCGUUGGGACCGGCUUGGUUUACACCAACUCUAAGUUAGAGAUUAAUAUUAUUAAUAAUAAUAAUAAUAAUAAUAAUAAUAUUAUUAUUAUUAUUAUAUAUGUAUAUGCAUAUAUAUGAUACUUGUAGAAGCAAUUAUUAAGAGCUAU